This is a messenger RNA of Lacerta agilis (Sand lizard), 5469 nucleotides long. It is a transcript of the gene LMTK1, whose product is annotated as apoptosis associated tyrosine kinase. Gene Ontology annotation, biological process: peptidyl-tyrosine autophosphorylation; brain development. The record is from RefSeq and is a predicted model, not a curated record. Lineage: Eukaryota; Metazoa; Chordata; Lepidosauria; Squamata; Lacertidae. Gene Ontology annotation, molecular function: protein tyrosine kinase activity; ATP binding.
UCCUGCCCUGGCGUUAUCGCUGCAGCCAGUGAUCUCUUCCCCCCACCUCCUCGACGCUCCAGCUUUCUCUUGUUUUGGUGCAAAGCUUUUCCCCCUGUGUGGCAGCCGGAGAGGGGGGUGGGGGUGGGGUGGAGAGUGCGCGACUACAUCUCCUCUCACUCCUUUUGCAAGGCACUCACUAGGCUGUAUCCAUUCUUUGGAGGACGGCACCAAUCCAGGUGCAAUUUCAUUUUGUUUUUGCAGGCAGCUUCUCUUAGCAUCUGUUUUGGCUUGAUUUUGCAACGCCGAACGCCGGGGCCGUUGCGAUUAAAAACAACAGCCUCCAAUUAAAAAGAAAACAAAUAUAUAUAUAUAUAUAUAUAAGCAACUCGCUUAUGCUACCACUUGCAACUGUGGCCGUUGCAACCCGAACCCCCUUCAUCUUCCCAUGGAGGAUGUAAUCGGCUAAAAAAUACCUGAAGGCGACGCACUGGGAUAAUAACAUGGAGGAAGAGGAGGAGCUGCAGCAUUGAAUUCCCUGGCUGUGCUAUCAAGAGGAAAGGAGAUGGUGAUUUUUUUAAAUGUGGCACCGGCGCAACUUCUGGAGUUGCGAGAGCUUUCAGCCCCCUCCCCUCAUCCCACCGCCUCACCUGCCUAGUGUCUGCCGCUUCUGUCAUUUAUUUUUUUGAUCCAUUCCCCCCCCCCCGUCUCUCUUCUCUGCACCCCCUACAACCCUUCCCCCCUUUUCUGCUUUGCCAUGGGAAUGGUGGCAAAUCUCUUGGCUAUUGUCAUGUCGGCUUCAUUUUUCAACCCCAGCUUUGCCUUCAGUUCGCACUUCGACCCCGACGGCACUCCCUUGAGUGAGCUCUCCUGGUCUUCCUCUCUGGUGGUUGUGGCUGUUUCCUUCUCUGGGCUGUUCACAUUCAUCUUCCUCAUGUUGGCCUGUCUGUGCUGCAAGAAGGGGGGCAUUGGCUUCAAGAGCUGGAGAAGCGAAUCCCGGGAGAAGAGGCUGAGGAUGGUUUUGAGGUGUCUGCCCUGCACGGGGGCCAGCACAGUGCCAAAAACAGCCUGUAAUGUAGAACUGGGGAACCCUGGGCAGCCCUCCCCCUGCCCCCUGACCAAGGAAUUUGAUAAUGCCGAGGGAGAAGAGUAUGCUAGUGAAUUCUCAGCCCAGGGCUCACCCGCUACCCAGAAUGGCCCAGAAGUUUACAUUCUGCCUCUCACCGAAGUCUCCUUGCCCAUGUCCAGGCAACCUGGGCGCUCAGUGCAGCUGCUCAAAUCCACUGACCUGGGACGCCAUAGCCUGCUAUACCUCAAGGAAAUUGGCCAUGGAUGGUUUGGCAAGGUGUUCCUCGGUGAGGUGAAUGCAGGGCUGAGCAGCACUCAGGUGGUAGUGAAGGAACUCAAAGCCAGUGCCAGUGUUCAAGAUCAGAUGCAGUUCCUGGAAGAGGCCCAGCCUUACAGGGCGCUCCAGCAUACCAAUCUCCUGCAGUGCCUGGCCCAGUGUGCAGAAGUGACGCCCUACCUGCUGGUGAUGGAGUUCUGCCCAUUGGGUGACCUGAAGGGCUACCUGCGGAGCUGCCAUGCGGCCGAGGCACUGGCACCAGACCCUCUCACCUUGCAACGUAUGGCCUGCGAGGUGUCCUGUGGCCUGCUGCAUCUUCACCGCAACAACUAUGUGCACAGUGACCUGGCGCUGCGGAACUGCUUACUCACGGCUGACCUGACAGUCAAAAUCGGCGACUACGGCCUCUCUCACUGCAAAUACAAAGAUGACUACUUUGUGACGGCUGACCAACUGUGGGUACCCCUGCGCUGGGUGGCGCCUGAACUCAUCGACGAGGUGCAUGGCAACCUGCUUAUUGUUGACCAGACCAAGACCAGCAAUAUCUGGUCCUUGGGCGUGACCAUCUGGGAGCUCUUUGAACUGGGCAGCCAGCCCUACUGCCACUACUCAGACCGGCAGGUGCUCACCUACGCCAUCAAAGAGCAGCAGCUUAAACUUCCUAAGCCGCAGCUCCCACUCUCACUGUCUGACCGCUGGUACGAGGUGAUGCAGUUCUGCUGGCUGCAGCCAGAGCAGCGCCCCACUGCCGAGGAGGUGCACCUCCUGCUCUCGUACCUGUGCGCCAAGGGAGCGCCGGAGGCUGAGGAGGAGUUUGAGCGGCGCUGGAACUCCAUGAAGCCUGGCGGCGGUGGUGGAAGAGGAGACGGCUCGGGCUCGGGCUCCAGCCACGUGGGCGUUGAGCUCUCGUCCUUCCCCCUGCUGGAGCAUUUCUCCAACGAUGGCGACGAUGUCCUGACCGUCAUGGAGACGAGCCACGGCCUGAACUUUGAGUACAAGUGGGACCAAGGGAAGACUGAGCACCUGCCAGCCUCGGCCAUGAGCCCUCGCGACGCCGCGCGUUAUCACGAGCUCUACUACGCUGCCAGCAGCAGCAGCAGUGGAAGAGGGGACGGCAGGCACCUCAGCCUGGGGGUCUCGCCCUCCUGCUACGAGUGCAAAGUGCAGGGCUGCCCCGGCCUGCACACACCAGGUGUGGUGCCCGUGCUGAGUGCCCACAGCCCCUCCCUGAACAGCGAGUACUACAUCCGUAUCGAGGAGGCGGUCUCCGAGGGCAGUGGGACGGACCUAGACUACACCAUGUGCUCCUACAGCCCGGAGUUUGGCCGCCCCUCCCACUGGCAAGCCAAGGAGGGCUGCUACGAGUCGAACAGCAGCCCCACCGUCUCUCUCACCAUGGAGCCCCUGCUGGGGCAUUCUGGCGCACAUGGGGACAGCGGUCACUGGGAGCCCCCUGACUACUACUCCUAUGGAGGGCAAGGGGACAAGGAGGCCUCGCCGUACUACGAGGCCUCCCUGAAAGACAGCCCCGAGGACUACCUGCUCGAGGAGCACGGGGCUUCUGAGUGGCCUGUGGCAGCUCCGCAGAAAAGCAUAUUUGCUGACCCGCUUGGUGCUUCGCCCUCGGUGGGCUACGCCUGCAAGGAGGAGGCUGCAGUGGCAGACUCGGUCACUCUGGAACUGGGAGAGGAGGAGGAAGAGGAGGAGGAGGAGGAGGAGAACUCGUGUGGCAGCCCAGGGAGCGAAGGGGAUGAGAACAAUGGGUCCCCUUCCUCCAGCAAGCACUGGACGUCCAACACCUCUGCCAAUAACAACAGCUGCCACCUGCUGCCGCCGUGUGAGCCACCUGCCAAAGACAGCUGGUGCUACCGCCACAUGAUCACUUUCCAGGGACUCAUGGCAGAGCCGCUGUGUACUGUACCCCGUGAUGGCCCCACGCUAGGCAUCGAGGACCUGCGAGCGGCCCUUCUUGGCGAGGAGCGGGUGGCAUCAUCUCACGCGGGCUCCCCCUGCCUGGACACCAACUUGCCUUCAGAGGAACGAGCCUCAGCCGAGGUUACCAGCAUAGAGAUCGGCGCAGGUGAUGCCACAAAUCCCUUGACCGAGGUGGAGUACCUCCUGGCUGCCACCACUCCACCACCACCGGGGGACACGGAUUUAGUGGUGUCAGCACUGGAACCCGCCAACAACACGGACACAGGGGGUGCCACCGUGCCAGAGGAGGAGGCACCGGGAACUGGAGAAGACCCCAUCGUGGUGGAAGAGACCUCGGCCGAAUGCUCGCCCAAAGUGCCGCGAGAGAUCAACGUGGACAGUGGCAAGAACACCACGACCAGUGAGCAAGACAGGACGCCAGACAAGACUGUUUCAAGCGCCAGCUUCCCUGACUUGGAUGAGGCCAGUGAUGAGGACACGGCUGAGCUCACGUCCGGGGUCUUCACUGACUUCCCAGUUGAUUGUACCGAGCGGCAGGACGUCAUAGUCACCCUCAAGUCCUUGCAGAAGCAGGUGGAAACCCCUGACUCCCUGGAGUCACUGGACAUCCCCUCCACCACCAGCUCCUGCGAAGCAUUCAGCCCCACAGCCUACGUGCCCUCAAGCCAGCCCAAAGCCUUAGACAGCGGCUACGACACAGAGAACUACGAGUCACCUGAAUUUGUCCUGAAGGAGCCUCAUGAGCCACGGGAGCCCGAGGCCUUCACCCAGCUGAAAAGGCACCGACGGCCCCGAGGGCCCAGCCAAGAGCUGAGCCUCUCCAACUCCUUCAGCGCUGAGCUGCAGGGCUUAGACGAGAAGAACCCUUACCGUGACUCGGCCUACUUCUCCGACUACGAUACCGAAGGGGGGACUCGGGAGGAUGGGGAAGGGGACAGUGAUGGUUGAGGGCAUGAGCCAAAGCUCCCCCAGGCAGACGUUGGAGAGUUGGGGAAGGACCCCGACCAAAAUAGCGCAGGCGAGUCUCGGCCUACUUUCCUCGAGCCCACUUGCCCACAGGUAGAUGGCAUGGGGUGUACCUUUCCUCCAGCGACUAGCAACCAGGGGACGGGGACAAGCUUGUCACAGGAGCUGGUAGUGAAUGGAGUCACUGUUGCUGAGCUGGACUCAUCCAGAGGCAAUGGGGCUGUUGCCGUGCCCAUGCUGCCCCCUGCCACCAGGUCCUUUUUCUUGUCGCCUGUGGUUGUGAGUCCAGAUGUGCCGAAUGGGGCUUGCGAGGGAGAUGCGGGGACGGGGAGCAAUGCAGUGGCAGAGGAACCCGGGGAAGGGCAGGAACGAUGCUGCCAGGGCGAGCAGCCCCAGAGCAGCCCUGGGCUCUCGCUGGACCUUUCAGCGGCACCCUCUCGGCACUUGUCCGUCCCCGCUGAGCUUGAGGAAGAGGACGACGACACGGAGGACAGCGAUGAGUCGGACGAGGAGCUGCGGUGCUACAGCAUCCAGGACCAGAGCGAGGAGAGUGAGGAGGAGCUGCCUGCUGUGCCCAUUGUGGUGGCCGAGAGCCACAGUGCCCGCAACCUGCGCAGCCUGCUCAAGAUGCCCAGCCUGCUGGUGGAGACCUUCUGUGAUGACCUCGAACGCAAGAAGAAAGCGGUCUCCUUCAUCGAAGAUGUCACUGUCUACCUCUUUGACCAGGAAGCCCCACGAAGGAACUGGCAGAGCAUCCUUUCCCGGAGUAACAGAACCUCCUGUGGCACCACCUGUGCAUAAGGACAGCAACGGUUCCCCAAGCCCAGCAGAGAGAACAGAUGCACCCAGCAGUUCCUCGGAAGGGAGCACCUCUGGAGAGAGUAAGGGUGGUGGUUUUGAGUGGGAAGAUGACUUCCCCCUCAUGCCAGUGAAAGCAUCCGUCAUGCCAUCGUUGACGUUGGCGACACCUGAGCCUGCCCUCCCCGGACUGCCACCCACACUAGUGCCAGCUCAGAAGCAGGUGCUGCCCAUCCAGUUUUCACGCUUCACAGUCUCACCUGCCCCCGUGUCGAGGUUUCUCCAUCACACACGUCACUGACUCGGACACCGGGUCUGUAGGAGGAAGCAGUGAAAACAGAGGCGACAGAGAAUGAGCUUAGCCAUGGGCCUCAAUUUUGGACUUGUCACCUUGCCCCCUACAGCAUUGUUUCUGCAUCGGGGCUAAGGAGUAAGGAUGGAGGCCC